AAGUUACUUGUGUGCGCUGGAGCAGAGAAGAUCCUCUCAACAGCUCUGAGUCUAUAUUACUCACUCGACAAAACAUCCCCGGAUUCUACCAACCCAUCACUUUCUCCCCUUCCCAGGCCGGAGCGGAGUGGUGACAGGUGGGGCUGGCCCAGGCCGGAUUAAACAUUAAUGCAAUUGUCAUCGCUGCCCAGGGGACCGAGUGCCCUCAGAGCGAAGAUACAGAGCUGUCUGGUGGCUCAGCGCGGAGGAGCUGGUGACCUGCAGCCAUGGCCCAAUUUGCCCAGAUCCUGGCUGAGAUUGGGGACCUGGGUCGCUUCCAGAUACAACUGCUGGUCCUCCUAAGUAUCCCCAACUUCCUUUCGGCCUUCUACAUGUUCGCGCAGGUGUUCAUGGUCCUAGACGAGGCCCACCACUGCUCAGUGGACUGGGUCAAGAACCCCCCUUUUAACCUCAGCGCCCCGCUGCCGCUGAACCUGAGUGUGCCUCUUGAUGCCGCCGGCAACCCUGAGAGCUGCCUCAUGUUCCGGCCGCCCCCUGCCAACGCCAGCCUGGGGGACAUCCUCAGCCACCGCUUCAAUGAGACGCAGCCUUGUGCGAGCGGCUGGGACUAUCCUGAAGGCAGGCCCCCGUCCCUCUUGAACGAGUUUGACCUGGUGUGCGAUCGGAAGUAUCUGAAAGAGACCUCGCAGUCCAUCUACAUGGCCGGGCUCCUCCUGGGCUCUCUCAUCUUUGGGCCCGUCUGUGACCGGGUGGGUCGCAAGAUGACCAUCUUGGUACAGCUGCUGCUCUUUACCCUCAUUGGCCUGGGCACGGCCUUUAUGCCCAGCUUCGAGCUCUACACAGCCCUGCGCUUUGCCGUGGCCACCGCUGUCGCCGGCUAUGCCUUCAGCAAUGUCUCCCUGCUGACCGAGUGGGUGGGGCCUUCCAGGAGGACCCAGGCCGUGGUCUUGGCCCAUUGCACCUUCUCCCUCGGGCAGAUGGCACUAGCAGGACUAGCCUAUGGCGUCCGCCACUGGCGGCUCUUCCAGAUCGCGGGCACCGCUCCAACCUUGCUGCUCUUCUUCUACAUCUGGGUUCUCCCGGAGUCUGCCCGGUGGCUCCUGAUCAAGGGGAGGACAGAGGAGGCAAAACAACUUAUCCAGAAGGCAGCUGCGGUCAAUAAGAGGAAACUGUCCCCAGAACUCCUGAAUCAGCUGGUCCUCGAGAAGACGGGCCCCUCAGGGAAUGCCCUAGAUCUCUUCCGACACCCCCAGCUCAGGAGGAUGACUCUGAUCCUUUUCUGUGUCUGGUUUGUGGACUCCCUGGUGUACUUUGGCUUGAGUUUCCAAGUAGAGGACUUUGGCCUUGACAUCUACCUGACACAGCUCAUCUUCGGAGCCGUUGAGGUACCUGCUCGCUAUUCCACCAUGUUCAUGAUGGAGAAGUUGGGUCGCAAGUGGAGCCAGCUGGGGACCCUAGUUGUAGGCGGCCUCAUGUGUAUCAUCAUCAUCUUCAUCCCAGCAGAUCUGCCUGUGGUGGUCACCGUGCUGGCCGUGGUGGGGAAGUUUGCCACGGCUGCGGGAUUCACCAUCUCCUAUGUCUACUCUGCUGAGCUCUUCCCCACCAUUAUCCGGCAGACGGGCAUGGGCCUGGUGGCCAUCUUCUCCAGGAUCGGAGGCAUCAUCACGCCCCUGGUGAUCCUGCUGGAGGAAUACUACGCGGCUCUCCCCAUGCUCAUCUAUGGCAUUCUCCCCAUCAUCGUGGGCUUCCUCUGCGUCCUGCUGCCAGAGACGCGGGGCCAGACCCUGAGGGACACCAUCGAGGACCUGGAGCAGGACUCCCACCCACGGUCCCUGACGCCAGCACCCUCAGAAAAGGGGACAGUAGCCACAGAGAGCGCGUCCAGCCCAGAGGUGGCCUAUGGGAGCAGCACAUACUUCUAAAGGUGACUUCUAAACACCAGUCCUACAUUAGCAGGAGAACUGCCUCAACAUUCCCCCCUGGGCAUGGCUGUGACCGCUGAAGACCCAAGGGCAAGGCCAAGCUUGAUUGUGGAGACCAGACCCCACGGAUGAGCCCAAUUCCAGAAUCAGAUGAGACCAGACCCCGCUUCUUCUUCACCUUUUUCAGCUCCCGAACCCCUGACAGGCAUCCCAUCCCCAAUGCUCCAUUUGGGUUUGGGUCUGGGUCUCAUCUCGGGCUUCACCUAUGCUCUGGGAAUGUUGUGGGGGUUACAGCUCUCUUGCUCCUUUUGAUUAGGACCCCUCCCACCCCAUGCUAGGAACAGAAAGCCUUUCCCAGUCUGUAGACACGGGAGAAGGACGACUGUGGAGUGGUGGGCUCUAGCCAAGCAGGCUAAGGAUAAAAAGGGCUAGGAAGAAAGGAAGCCGGUCCUUUCUCGUGCCUGAACCAGCCCUUUGGCUAAGAAUCAGCCCCAUCGGACAUUGGAUACCACUGAGAGCAGACUUGUAGUCCACUCAAAGACCCUUCAACCCCUUGGUCUACACUCGCCUCAUGCCUCUCUGUGACUCAGGGAUCAGCAGUGAGGAAGGUGGGGGGGGGGGGUAGGGGGGGUGUUUGUUUUCUCCUUGGCCAUUCCUCCCCCUCAAGCUCUGCUACUUCUGGCUUCCACACCAGGGUCUACACCAGGCAAGGGGGAAGGACAGAGGUCUUCCUUCAUGCUGCUGUUUUUAGCUCUCCCUCUAGGUGUGUACUACUAGCCCAGUUACAUAAUCUCCUGUCAACUUGCAAAGGGGUGAUCUAGCUGCUCAGUGAGGCCUUUCCUAUAUGGCCUUACACUUCUCUGCUUGUCUCCCUGCUGGCAAGCCACAUGGAGCUACACUGAUGCAGCCAGAGCCCUGGAGCUGGAGGAGCC
Molecule: messenger RNA, 2854 nt
Organism: Echinops telfairi (small Madagascar hedgehog)
Lineage: Eukaryota; Metazoa; Chordata; Mammalia; Afrosoricida; Tenrecidae
Gene: SLC22A13
Product: solute carrier family 22 member 13
Exons: 10
Coding region: 267-1922 (551 amino acids)
Biological process (GO): transmembrane transport
Cellular component (GO): membrane
Molecular function (GO): transmembrane transporter activity
Source: RefSeq, a predicted model, not a curated record